CGCGAUGACGCACCGCAGGUUUGCGGACGUGGCGGCGGCGGCGGCGGCGCACGGCCCGGAAGGCAAAGGCGUUGGCUGCGGCGUUGGCGGUGGUGGUGGCGGACAGAGACAGCCGGAAACAGAGGCUCGGCCAUGAAGUGGCCGGGGACAUCAGCAGUGGCGGCAGACCUGAUAGCUGUCUCCUUGCUGCGUGCCCCCUGCUAAUGGGACAGGUAGAUGGCUCAGGUAAUUACCUGGGCCAGAGUCCAGCUUUUCAUUUCGAUUAGAGACACAACCAGUUCUUGAUUAUUUUGAAUACCUAGUUUGUGGUGCAGUAUUCUGCUGCUUGCAUUUCAUUCCAAAGGAGAGUGAAGAGAUAGUGAGACAGAUUUUAACAUUAUGGCAGGAAGGCAUCAGAAUCGUAGUUUUCCUCUUCCAGGAGUUCAGUCGAGUGCUCAAAUACAUGCAUUUGGAAAUUGUACAGACACUGAGACAUUGGAGGAGGAUGCUGAAGUGUAUGAGCUUCGAUCCAGAGGAAAAGAGAAAGUCCGAAGAAGUACAUCAAGAGAUAGACUUGAUGACAUUAUAGUAUUAACAAAAGAUGUACAAGAAGGAGAUACUUUAAAUGCAAUAGCCCUUCAGUACUGUUGUACGGUAGCAGAUAUCAAGAGGGUUAACAAUCUGAUCAGCGAUCAAGACUUUUUUGCCCUUAGGUCUAUCAAAAUUCCAGUAAAAAAGUUUAGUUCCUUGACUGAAACACUUUAUCCUCCAAAAGGAAGACAGGCUUCACGUCAUUCAUCUGUUCAGCACUCUGCAGAACAACAGGAAAUUUUGUCAGCUAAUGAUUCUCUUUCUUCCACUGAGUCAGCUGGUAGCUUUUUAAAAGAAGUAGACCGAGACAUAGAACAAAUAGUAAAGUGUACAGACAACAAGAGAGAGCACCUUAAUGAGGUAGUGUCUGCUUUAACAGCACAACAAAUACGUUUUGAACCUGAUAACAAAAACACUCCACGUAAGGAUCCCUAUUAUGGAGCAGACUGGGGAAUAGGGUGGUGGACAGCUGUAGUGAUAAUGCUGAUAGUGGGUAUAAUAACGCCAGUGUUUUAUUUGCUGUAUUAUGAAAUUUUAGCUAGGGUGGAUGUUAGUCACCAUUCAACAGUGGACUCUUCACAUUUACAUUCAGGAAUCACACCCCCAUCACAGCAGAGAGAAAUGGAAAAUGGAAUUGCUCCAACUAAAGGAAUACAUUUUGGCCAACAAGAUGAUCAUAAACUGUAUAGUCAAGAUUCUCAUUCACCUGCUGCUCAACACAAAACAUAGCAAUUAACUCAUGAUCACAGUGUUAGUGAUCACGUGUGUAUAUCUGGAAUGUGUUGAAUCAAUUAUAUUCAAUAACUACUUCAAAGGCAGAAUUUAGGGAAAUCGAAGAUGCUUUUGCUUUUUACCUUUUGAAAAGUUUUUGAGCCAUUUACAGGUGGAUUGUGUAUAAAAUCUCUACAGUUCUGGUGGUUGAUGUUGAGAGCAGUCAUUCCAUAAAUCUGGUGUAUCAGUGCUUAAAGCAGAAAUGAAUUUAAAUGUGUGCUUAGGAAGUUCUUGGAAGAUUUGUCAUUUUUCUUAUUCAAGACUAGUUAUGUUUAAAUUUUAUUUUUUUAAGUAUUUUUAGUUGAAGGUUAUUAAUGUUAAAUUUGUGAAGCAGAAUAAUGAUAGCAUCAGAUGUCUGCAACUGAAAAAAAAUGUACUACUGUGAACCACCAAAAUAUUUAGUUGCAAAAAAAUUUGAUUCUAAAAUUAUUUAUGAUAGCACAUACUUAACACACCAUUUUGAAACUUUAAAAACAUGUUUAGCACGUGCUAUGAAAGCGUAAGCAGAAACAGAAAUUGGAACAUAAUGUAUGAUUUGUGUAACAGAGGCUAACAAAUAGAUUGUUUUAAGUCCCCAAAAUAAUGUGUUAUGGUUGGGAAGUUGCCAUCUAGUCAUUAGAACACUGGAAUAGUUCAAGACCUAAAGGUAAUUGUUGUCUCUUAAAGAGUGUUUUCUUUAAGAUAGACCCUUUUUUAACCUCACCUCUGCUUCUGUUUUUAAAGCGAUUAUAUUUGCCUCUGAUAUUUAAAAGCACUUUUGUAGUUUGAUAAAAAGUGUUAUACAUGUACAGAUUAGCAUUAUUUAGGAAAUAAUUCCUUACAUACUGUGAUAAAUCCUUGCUGUUACAUACGGUAACAUGCCUUAAUUACAUUCAAUGCCUUAUAUUACUUUUUCUUAGUAAAUAUAAGUUUUGAAAUUAAAAUUCUGCAUUAUUUCAGAUGGCCCAAUCGGAUUCAUUACAUAGGCUAUAUAAAUUCAUCUUCAGUAUCAAGCACAAGUUAAUUGGGUCAAAACAAAUCUUUAUUGUCUGCUUCUGGGGUCUGUUGAAGAAAAUGGUUCAUUAAACAAAAAUAAGAGAGGCCUUUUGCAUUAGCAGUAGCAGACAAAUUGCUUUAUUUAUUGAUGCCUUAACCUCUGUUUUUCAAAGAGAGUUUGUCCAACUUAGACUUCUUUUUUUUCCCAUUAUAGCAUCAAAUUGGGUAACAGAGGCCAAAGAGGUAUGGAUUGGUUGAAAGGGCCACUUUUUAAGAUCUGCUAUGAAUCGGCCGCAGUAUGGCUAAAUAAGAAGCAUUUGCAUAACGACUCCAUUGUUUAAUUUUUAAAAGUAUGUGUUUUAAAAUGUAACCAAAGUGAUUCAAUAGAAAUAAGAUUUGGUGGAGUUUGGAUCGCCUGUUUUGUAUAUAAUAAAGUAUAUAUCUUAAGAUACAUAAUACCACCUCAUUUUCUGGGCAUUAUUUCCUAAUUUUUAAUGUUUCAGCCUUUUAAUCAGUCAUUUUAUAUUUCAAGUUCCAAUCUUGAUACAAAAUGGUGUGAAUAAAUAAAUAUUUAUGAUAAAUGAGGUUUUUUGUACUUUCAGGAGAAAAGCAUCAUUAAAAGGAUAAAGAAGUCAAACAUUAAAGUUCUUGCAUGCAUGAGAGGACCCUAGACAAUUUCCACAAAGUGUUUAAUAGGGAAGUUGCAAUUUGUUUCUUUGAGUAAAUUUCUUAAACAUUUAAAAAGUUGUUUUAAUGGGCUUUGGGCAUCUUGAAAAGUGUGUGAUAUAACUUAGGCUCAGUGUUAACUGGUCACUUUACGUUGUAUUUAUUAAGCCUGCUGAAAAAUCAAGUUUCAAGGAAGAAAAUGCAGAUUAUUUUAGGAUAGAACAGGCUAGGUAUCCUUUGAAGAAAUUUGUUUACAUCAAAUUGAUGAAAUUACAGAGUCAGUGAUUCCUUUUUCUAGUUGAACUUUGCAAUUCAGAUUGGAGGUUUCUGAUUUCCAAAGUAAGUAACUUAAUUUUUAAAGUAAUGAGGCGUACUGUGUACUUGUUGAUUAAAAAUCAUUUAUGUAUGGCACAGAGUAUCCUUUUUGAAGGAAAUAUAAAACAUAUCCUUAUGACACAAUCAGGCAGUUUCCUUUUCCUGUUUGAAUUAUAUUUUUGAAUUAACUGAAUAUGAAUUACAUAAUUCUAUAUGGCAUAUAUAUAGAAUUAUAGAUCUAAUCUUUGUUGAAAAGAAUUUUGUAAGCAUUUAGAAUACUUUUAGCUUUUAAAAAGUACUAAAUACAUUCAAUUUAUAGCAAAUGCAAAUGAAUUUGUAUAACUAAAUAACAAGCACAUAUUGUUUGACAUUGUUUUGUGUUGAAACCCCUAUUUUUAAUUUACUCUGAGGCUUUACAUUUUUGUGUGUGGGCACAUAUGCAAAUGUAAAAGUAAUUGAGAAUCACUGCAUUUGGUUCACUUAAAAAUUUGGUGUUGCAAAUGAAGAAAAAUCUGAUAUUUCUAGGGCAGAUUCUUUUUUUUUUCUUUUUAAGUCUGGGUAGACAUGGU
This is a messenger RNA of Microcebus murinus (gray mouse lemur), 3866 nucleotides long. Lineage: Eukaryota; Metazoa; Chordata; Mammalia; Primates; Cheirogaleidae. The record is from RefSeq and is a predicted model, not a curated record.